AUGGAACACCGUGUCGGCACCGUCGUGAAGAGGCUCCGUCUGGCACGCCGCUGGUCAGCCGGUGGGAUGGAUCUUCAAAUCGGCAUCGCUGACAAUACUCGCUCUCCUCAUCCUACCUCUUCUUCCUCUUCCUCUGCCUAUUCUUCUCCUUCGCCAUCUUCUUCUCCAUCUCCUUCCCGCCGCCCCACUCGUCGCCAGACUGGCAGGGUGAGUCCGCUAACUCUGGCAGCCUGGAAUGUUCGUUCCCUUUUAGACAAUCCGAUGUCCAAUCGACCAGAACGGAGGACGGCGCCAGCGGCCCGGGAACUGGCGCGCUACAAGGUGGACAUCGCCGCACUCAGCGAGACUCGAUUCUCCGAACAAGGUCAAUUGGAGGAGGUGGGUGCCGGCUACACAUUCUUCUGGAGCGGUCGCCCCAGGGCAGGGCGACGAGACGCGGGCGUCGUCUUCGCCAUUCGGAACGACGUCGUGGGGCGACUGCCCUGUUUGCCGCAGGGCAUCAACGAUCGUCUGAUGAGCCGCCGUCUGCCUCUCUGGGGUGGCACAUUCGCCACCAUCAUCAGCGCCUACGCUCCGACGAUGACCAACCCCGACGCCGUCAGAGACAAAUUCUACGAGGACCUGCACGCCCUCUUGGCGACUGUGUCGAAGGCGGACAAGUUGAUUGUCCUUGGUGACUUCAACGCCCGCGUCGGCACAAACCAUGCUGCCUGGAGAGGACUGCUGGGUCCCCAUGGUCUCCGCGACUCAAACGACAACGGCCCGCUGCUCCUCCGCACCUGCGCAGAACACCGCCGCAUCCUGACGAACACCUUCUGUUUGCCGGAGCGAGAGAAGGCCACUUGGAGGCAUCCUCGGUCACGUCAGUGGCACCUACUAGACUAUGUCCUCGUCCGGAGGCGAGACCAGCGGGACGUGCUGGUGACAAAGGCGAUCGCGGGCGCUGACGGGUGGACCGACCAUCGCCUCGUCAUCUCGGAGAUGCGUAUUCGCCUACCGCCUCGCAGGAGACCACAAGAUAUGCGACCCCCAGGUAAGCUGAAUAUUGCCUUGUUGUCUUUGCCCGCUCACCAUCUCUAUUUUAGCAAUGAGCUAGCUCAACGGCUAGACAACCUUCCUAUCGCUGCCGCCGCCGAUGCUGCCGCUGCCGAGAACGCCUCCGUGGAGAACCGCUGGUGUCAACUGCGAGACACGGUCCAGACGACGGUGCUAGCCGUCCUCGGUCGCGCACGCCGCCAACACCAGGACUGGUUCGACGACAACGACGCCGCCAUCAGCAAUCUACUCGCCGAGAAGAACCGCCUACACAAAGCCUACGUAGACCACUCACUGACGACAACAAAUCUGCUUUUAACCGCAGUCGCCGCCACCUUCAGCAACGACUGCGCGAGGUGCAGAACGCCUGGACUGCUCGCAAAGCUGAGGAGAUCCAAGGCUACGCGGACCGCAACGAGUGGAAAACUUCUUCUCCGCGAUCAAAGCUGUCUACGGUCCGCCGACGAAGGGCACUGCUCCACUCCUCAGCGCCGACGGCAGUACCCUCCUGACUGAGAAGACACAAAUUCUACAGAGAUGGGCCGAGCAUUUCCGAGGCGUCCUCAACCGCCCCUCCGCCAUCUCCGAAGCCGCCAUCGCCCGUUUGCCGCAAAUGGAGGCCAACGUGGACCUCGAUCUCCCGCCAUCCCUCCAGGAAACCAUUAGGGCCGUGCGGCAACUCUCCAGCGGGAAAGCACCCGGAUCGGACACAAUCCCUGCUGAGGUCUACCAGCAUGGAUGUCCCCAACUGAUGGAUCAUCUGAUUGCGCUCUAUCAGGAGAUGUGGCGCCAAGGUGAAGUCCCGCAAGAUUUCAAAGACACAACAAUCGAGCAUCUCUAUAAGCGCAAAGGGAAUCGCCAAGUCAGCGACAAUCACCGCGGCAUCUCCCUGCUGAACAUCGCCGGGAAGAUCUUCGCACGAAUCCUCCUCAACCGCCUCAAUAACCAUCUGGAACAGGGCCUUCUGCCGGAAAGCCAAUGCGGCUUCCGUUGUCACCGUGGGACCACGGAUAUGAUCUUCGCCGCCCGUCAACUUCAGGAGAAGUGUCAGGAGAUGCGGACCCACCUGUACUCUACCUUCGUGGACCUGACGAAAGCCUUCGACACGGUGAAUCGUGAAGGACUGUGGAAGAUCAUGCAGAAAUUCGGCUGUCCGGAGCGAUUCACUCAGAUGGUGCGUCAGCUGCACGACGGUAUGAUGGCGCGAGUCACGGACAACGGAGCUGUCUCAGAGGCAUUCGCAGUGACCAAUGGAUUGAAGCAGGGCUGCGUACUGGCGCCCACCCUCUUCAGUCUUAUGUUCUCUGCCAUGCUGAUGGACGCCUACCGCGACGAACGCCCCGGGAUCCGCAUCGCCUACAGGACGGACGGUCACCUCCUGAAUCAACGGCGGAUGCACUUCAAAUCGCGCGUAUCCACAACCACCGUGCACGAACUCCUCUUCGCCGACGACUGCGCCCUGAACACCACCUCGGAAGAGGAGAUGCAACGGAGCAUGGACCUGUUCUCCGCCGCCUGCGAGAACUUCGGUCUGUUCAUCAACACACAGAAGACGGUGGUGAUGCAUCAACCGCCACCCAACACAGCCACUCCUCCCAACGCGCCGCAAAUCAGUGUGAACGGAACUCAACAGCAAGUGUUGGAGAACUUCCCGUACCUGGGCAGCACCCUCUCCCUUAACACAAAAAUCGAUGACGAGGUCGCUCGCAGGAUCUCGAAAGCCAGUCAAGACUUCGGCCGCCUACAAAGCACAGUCUGGAAUCGUCACGGUCUCCAACUGAGCACGAAGCUGAAGAUGUACAAGGCCGUCAUCCUGCCGACGCUGCUGUACAGAGCGGAGACUUGGACAGUAUACACAAGGCAGGCACGUCGAAUGAACCACUUUCACCUCAGUUGUCUCCGUCGCAUCCUGGGGCUGAACUGGCUGGAUCGAAUCCCCGACACUGAUGUGCUGGAACGGACGGGAAUCGUCAGCAUCUACACCAUGCUGAGACAAAUGCAGCUGCGCUGGAGCGGCCACCUGGCGCGCAUGGACGACGAGCGACUAACCAAACGACUCUUCUACGGAGACGUCGCGACGGGUUCUCGCCGUCAAGGAGGCCAAAUUCGUCGAUACAAGGAUACUCUGAAGUCCUCCCUGAAACAUCUGCAAAUCAACUCCACCAACUAGGAAGAGCUCGCCCUCGACCGACCGACCUGGAGGAGGAAAGUGAAGAUAGGCGCUGCGAUCUAUGAGGCCAACCAAAUCGCCGCUGCCAAAGUGAAACGCGAAGCACGCAAAUCCCAGCUACGCCCCGUCCGCAACGCCGACGCGCAACUGCUUCCAACGUUUCCUCGGUGUCAACGGACAUUCCGGGCACGAAUUGGGCUCAUUGGACACCUUCUGACCAACUGCACCUCGCAUACCGCACCAACCGCCGCCCCUACGCCCGCCUCUGCCUCAGCCUCUCCGCCGCCAACUAACUCUGACAAUCCUUCUGAACCACCACUUCCGUCCUCCCCCUCCUCUUCUUCCUCUUCCUCCUCCUCGUCCUCCUCCCCCUCUUUCCCCUCAUCCUCCUCCUCUUCCCCCGCCUCUUCCUCUACCUCCUGCCCCACUGCACCAACCACGGCCGCUCUGGUGGCCGUCACUCACACCAGUAUCACACAUAUCCAUGCCACAACAAAAGACACCACCCUUCCAAACUCCGACUCCAGGGGUGAGGACUAG
Molecule: messenger RNA, 3745 nt
Organism: Spirometra erinaceieuropaei
Lineage: Eukaryota; Metazoa; Platyhelminthes; Cestoda; Diphyllobothriidea; Diphyllobothriidae
Source: the annotation of a GenBank genome assembly